UCCUCUGAAUGCUUCAUGAAGGCACUUCCAAUCCCAGAGGCAAUUUCAUAUACACCACUUCAUCCAAUUCUCCAUGAAGAAAUGCAUUGGAGACAUCCAACUGCUCCAUGAUCCAGUGUUUGGCUCUUGCAAAUGCUAAGAAGGUCUUUACAGUAUUUAUCUUUGCCACAGGGGAGUAGGUGUAUAGGAAAUCUAACCGGCCCUAUAAUACAAGUAAUAUCCGCACCAAACUUCGAGGAACUGCUUAGCAAGGACCCAUUUGUAGUGUCUCUUUGCCAGACCAAGGCCACAUCGACAUCGGUCCCUCUUGGUGGACGCGAUGGUGGUCAAUCGAUGUUGUCAUAUAUGGUUUGGGGCAAUGAGACGAGAGAAGAGAAGAAGAGGUCUCGAGGAUGGAGGCUUCAUCUGCAUCAAGUGCACGAGCUUCCAUCACCAGUCAUACCACAUGCUCGUGACUUGCGACUCCACCUCAUUGACGAGAACCUCUACUUCAAGGAGGUUCUAGCAUGGACCGAAACUUAGGAGCCAUCAUCCGGCUCACGACGUGAAAGAAGUGCUUGUUGGGAGGCAACCCAACCAGUCGGUUUGCAUUUCUUUCUCUAUUUCUCCUCGGUUGAGUCAGUUUUGUUAUUUGAUUUUAGAGUCAAUAACUCAACCUUUGUGAGAUUCUGUGUGGUGUUUGUGUUCUGAUUACUCUCUCUUCCUGGAAUGCACCGCCUGCCCCGUCCAUCAUCAUUCACCCUUGAUCUGGUAACUUCGUUCUACCCUCUUUAUCUUUCCUCCAUUGAGGACAAUGUCGUGCUUAAGUGUGGGGGGGGGGGGGUGUUCGAUUAUGUAUGCGGGUGAAUGUUUGGCUGUUAGUAUGCUUGGAGCCUAGUCCACUGCCCAAAUUUUUUUAAUUUGAGGGCUCCAAGUACGUGUCUCCAUGCAAAUUGCCUGCUCAGUAUGCUUUGAAUUGACAGUCUCUAUAGUAAUGUGCAACCUAGGGAGGUAGUGUAGCACUAUGGAGGAUGUUGAAGUAUAAGAUUUUUCCUAUCUAGCACUCUGUUGUGCAGUUGAUUUUGUGAAUUAGUGGAGCUAAGACCGUUGAAUUCAUGUGGUAAUGGUGAAUCUGUUUGGAUUAUGUUAUGGACUCGUGUAUCGAACAGGGUGCUCAUAUGGAAAAUGGGAAGCAGUUGGUCCUCCAUGUCAGAAUCAUUAAAUCUUAAACAUGGGGUAAGCCCAACGUGUGUGGCACCGUUCAUUGCACAAAAUCGGGUUUUGGAAGAGAUUUUAGUGAUCCUUAGUGGGGUACUCCUACAAGGUGAAGCUAAGCUGUCUCUAGUACAAGUAAAAUUUUCACCCGUUGAAUGGUUUGCCUACUUGAGGAUGUGUUUUUAAGGGCACAGAUAGAGCUUCCGACCCCCCUUAAUUUCAUUGACCCUCCACACGAGUUGAGGAAAAGGAGUUAAAAGAAGUACCUUGGCGAGCGCCAGGUGUACAGAAAUUGCUCUUGCUCGACUAAUAAGGGUCGACCGUGCAAAAGACUGCAGUUGGAACCCCUGCUAAGCGAAAGAAAAAAAAAAACACAAGGAAAAUGUGAAUGAAAGUGCAAAAAGGGGUUCCAACUAGGGCUGCAAACGAGCCGAGUCGAGUCGAGUUUUAACUUAGCUUGAGCUCGGCUCGUUUAUUAAUUUUUCAGCUCGAGCUCGGCUCGAACUCGAAUUUUGAUAAUCCAGCUCGAGCUCGAGCUCGGCUUGAAUAAAAAUAAUCUAGCUCGAGCUCGACUCGUAAAGCUCGAUAAAUGCUCAUUAACAUAGCUUGUCAAGCUGAGUACAAGCUCAGCUAAAGAUGAGCUCGAUUUAAAAUCAUUUUUGCUGGAAAAAUGUAUAAACAUAAGAAUUUAAA
Molecule: messenger RNA, 1887 nt
Organism: Linum trigynum
Lineage: Eukaryota; Viridiplantae; Streptophyta; Magnoliopsida; Malpighiales; Linaceae
Source: the annotation of a GenBank genome assembly